CAAGAUGGCGGAUAGUAACCGUUGCUAAGGUAUUGGUCACGUGGGUGAAACCCAAGGAUAGACGGCAUUCAAAGACCAAUGAAAGCCGACUAUAACCGCAGCAAAUAAGUACGGAUAUCAAAGAACCUUUCUACCGGAAAACAUUUGAAAUUGCCCAUAUUCCCGGAGAGAAAUUCAAACGAGAGUUGUGGAAAGUGUAAACAAAGCACCCUUUAGGGCCAAAUCAGCACACGGAAGACCACAGUGACGCAUGCGCACACGAAAUGCCCUCGACCCGUCGACUUAAUUUGCAUAUUCGGCUGCGCUGUAGUCAAUAACCUCUUCAGUUAGCUUCUUGGCAACGGAAAACAAUGAUCAGAAAACGGGUAAAAAAGACUUUGUGGAUUUUAGUCCUUUUGCUGACAGCUUGUGUAUCUUUUCAGCUAGGUUUUAUAUGGAACACGGGUUCUUUCUUGCCAGACAUCGUUCGUGAAGAAGCAGCUGAAGAAUUAGAUGACGGUAGACAUUUGCAGCUGAAAAUUGAUCCUUCAAACUCUAAUGCAAAACCCUCAAGCUCCACAACAACUCCUACUUCUCAAAUGUGUCACAAAACAUUUCUUAUAACCAGGAGAUCUUGUAUGCAACAUUACGAUCUUCUAAUAAUUAUCUCAUCUGCUCCCGGUGAUCACAAAAGAAGGAAUAACAUUCGCAAGACAUGGGCUUUCGAAAGAGCCUUCAGACCACGAUGGACAACAGUUUUUCUGGUCGCUCAAACACGGGAAGAAGGAGUGUCAAACUUGUUGCUAGAGGAAGAUGAAACUCAUAAAGACCUUGUGCGUGCAAACUAUUACGACCACUACUGGAAUCAAACCCGAAAGAUACAAAUGGGCUUCGAAUGGGCCGUAAGGUAUUGCAAUUUCUCGUUUCUUUUGAAGAUAGAUGACGACGUGUUUGUGGAUAUUCCAAGAGUCCUCUUCUUCUUAAGAGCGACCACCACGCCGAAGAAAAAGCUUUACGCUGGCUGUCAUUAUGCGAACAUGGGCCCUCAUAGGAAAGGUAAAUGGAUGGUUACUUACGAGGAAUAUAACGAGACGAGAUAUCCGGAUUUUUGUCCUGGCUUUGGAUAUAUUUUAUCGCACGAUGUUGUAACUGCUUUUGUUGACACGUUCUCUUAUUUGCCGUUCUUUCGACUGGACGAUGUUUACGUUGGCAUGCUAGCGAGUAAGAACGGGAUAAGUAUUACAAAUCAUAAAGGUUUUGAAGUGAGGCAUCCACGUGGAUCUGUUUGUGUUCCAACAAAGAAUACUUUAGUAAGACAUGAUGUUGGAGAAGAGUGCCAACUGAAGAUGUUUAAUUCACCCACUUCCCAUGGGUAGUUCAAUGGCGUGGUUAAUACAUACGGUUUUAUCCGUUACCUGUUUUAGCGUAGCUUAUUUAGAGCUUUUUAAUUUUGAAUGUGUCUAUCUUUAAAAGACAAAUGUUAAAAUUAGGGUACUGAAUGUCACAAUAUUUACUCAAAAUGAGAUUGAGUGUCAGAGCAAGUCAUAUAUCUGUCGAUAUUAGCAGCAGAUACCGAGGGACGUCUGUCGCAGUUUGCGUUAGAGCAUCUCAAGCGUGUCGCUGAUUUUGAUGCUGCUCGCGUUCUCUUCGAAUGAAUCUCUCUCCAACUUAUGCUAUUUGGGUUUAAGGGUAUUUGAUGCUACAAUAUUUUACCGGUAUAAGUUAUCCUGAGUGCAGCUAUUCAGAGCAUUUCUUUUAUCAAAUUUUGGAUGAACACGCGCCUGUGAAACUUUUCGCAUAAAGGGGAAGCCAAACCCUUAUAUUACAGACGAAAUCCACGAGCUUAUGGCUACUAGAGAUAACUGGAAACGUGAAUUCAAGCGAACAAAAGAUCCUCUUGCUUGGUGCGCAUACAAAAAAUUCCCGCCGCAAAGUUACGAGAGAAAUCCGAAUGGCGCAAAAGGAGUUCGUUUCACAGCAAAUUCAAGACAACAAGAAUAAUAGUAACACCAUGUGGAAGGCAAUUCGUAGUUGUAUUCCAAAAAAAUCUCAAUCAAAGACGACUUUUUCAAAGGACAGUGAAGUUGUUGCUAAUGAAUUUAAUAAUUUUUUGGCAUCCGUGGGCAAGGACACAGCCGAGAAAGUCAAUUCAAUGGCAGAGCAAUUCAAGCAUGACAUUAAUGACAAUAGCAACGUCUUUGUCCCUAAAGAAUAUCCGGCGUUAGAACAAUUUUCAUUUAAUGAUAGUGUGAGUUGUGAUCAAGUGGAACUUGUUAUUUCCUCUAUGUCAUCAAAUAAAGCUCCUGGAAUCGACAAAAUUCCGAUGUAUGUUACCAAAGAUUGCCUACCAUCCAUAUUGCCAUCAGCGUCACUUCAAUUGUUAAUGCCACAUUCAAAUCAUCUCAGUUUGCCAUCGACUGGAAAAAGCUGAAGUUGUUCCUAUUUUAAAGGACGGUGACCCAGAAAUUCCAAGUUAUAAUCGGCCUAUCUCGCUUUUGCCAAUAGUAUCUAAAGUUUGCGAGAGGGCCACCCAUGACCAACUCACUUCAUAUUUGUCGAUUAAUCAACGACUGAGCUCUAAAAAAAUGGGUAAUACGAAAUGGAUCUCAACUGAAACUUCUGUUAUCCUUACAACUGAUUCCAUAUUGGAAUGUAUUGACAAAAAGAAACUUUCUGCAAUUGUUCUACUCGAUUUCAGUAAAGCCUUUGAUUCCAUCAACCACAAUGUUCUUAUGGCAAAGCUACAGGACGUUGGGCUUUCGGCCCAAGCCAUUAAGUGGUUCAACAGCUAUCUGUCUCCUCGAUACCAAACCGUUAGGAUUGACUCUGCCUACUCUGACUUCCUACCACUGUCCUGCGGUGUGCCCCAGGGGAGUAGUCUGGGUCCACUUCUCUUCAAUAUCUAUAUUAACGACCUUCCAAGUAUUGCCACAUCUUGUAGCACUCAAUGCUAUGUGGAUGAUACUAAACUACUCUUGACGUUCAGCCUUGACAAUAAAGAAAAUGCCAUCUGCAAGCUUAAUGAUGACCUAAGUAAAAUAUCUAACUGGACAUUUGUGAACUUUUCUUUUA
This is a messenger RNA of Stylophora pistillata, 3051 nucleotides long. Its product is annotated as beta-1,3-galactosyltransferase 5. Lineage: Eukaryota; Metazoa; Cnidaria; Anthozoa; Scleractinia; Pocilloporidae. The record is from RefSeq and is a predicted model, not a curated record. Gene Ontology annotation, biological process: protein O-linked glycosylation. Gene Ontology annotation, cellular component: Golgi membrane. Gene Ontology annotation, molecular function: hexosyltransferase activity.